Molecule: messenger RNA, 1658 nt
Organism: Ilex paraguariensis (yerba mate)
Lineage: Eukaryota; Viridiplantae; Streptophyta; Magnoliopsida; Aquifoliales; Aquifoliaceae
Source: the annotation of a GenBank genome assembly
AUGUAUGGUUUCAACCAAAGUAUAAAUAUCCAGAUCGGAGAAAAGCCACCAGAUCUCUACUGCUUCACAUCACCGGUGACCAUCAGUACACAGAUCUGGGGAUCGCGUCCGGUUAUGGCGAACUUCUCAAUCCAUAGCGAGGCCUGCCCUACCGUGAAAAACAUUCUUCUUCUGGAUUCAGAAGGAAAGCGCGUAGCGGUUAAGUACUACUCGGAUGAUUGGCCAACAAAAAGUGCAAAAUUAGCUUUUGAAAAGUCUGUAUUUGUCAAAACUCAGAAGACAAAUGCCCGGACUGAAGCGGAGAUUGCAAUGCUAGAGAAUAACAUUAUAAUCUAUAAGUUCGUCCAAGAUCUUCACUUCUUUGUGACUGGAGGAGAUGAUGAGAAUGAACUAAUACUAGCCACAGUUCUCCAGGGGUUCUUUGAUGCAGUUACCCUUCUUCUCAGGAACAAUGUUGAACAAAGGGAGGCACUUGAGAACUUAGAUUUGAUUCUCUUAUGCCUUGAUGAAAUUGUUGAUGGAGGGAUGAUUCUUGAAACUGACGGCAGUAUUAUUGCUGGAAAAGUAGCAACCCAUAGUAUGGAUGACGGGGCACCCUUGUCUGAGCAGACUAUAACUCAGGCUUUGGCUACUGCACGUGAACAUUUGACAAGGUCACUUCUCAGAUGAAGCGUAUGGGCACACAGAAAUAAUGAGUCAGUUUGUCAUUCUUCAGUUGUGGUGGAACUUUAAUUUUCCUUGUUGAUAUCCUGCUGAUAUCAUGGUGGGAGAAUCGUGUUACUUGCCUUCUACUGAUAUCCUUUUGUUUCCAAUGAAUAAAUAGUCAUAGACUUGAAGAUUUUGCUAUUAAAAUGCAUUGCUGUAAUAUGAUCCAGUAGAGGGUUAAUUUUUAUUUUAGUGUACAUUACACUCACAUUAGCUACCCUGCGAUUGGGAGGCAUCGGAGUAAUUGAAUGCACGUAUUUCUCAUGAGAUAUAUAAAGAUGCCAAUUUUCUCUGUUUAGAAUUAGUCAUAUGACUCCCUGCUCUCAUGCAUACUCUUACGUUAAAUGUAAAUGGACAGGGCUAUUUGUAUGCUUAUCAUUUGUGCUUCCGUCAUGCAAAUAGAGUUGCAUCUACAUUUUUUUUGCAGUAAAGCUUGUGUUGGCUUAGCAAAAGACCUUGGCGUUCAGUCUGCCUCUGGAGACGUGGAUGUGAGAACAAGCAGUUGGGUAUCUCAGUUAGUAAGCACCAGUCGCAGUCUGUAUAGCUUCCUUCUGUGCUAGUGCCAGAGUAGUGCAAUUCUGGAGGAGCAAACGUAGAAAUCAGGUGUAUAAGGCAUGUGAUUUAUGACUGAACAAUUUAUCAUUGUAUGAAAUUGAGGUCAUCGUAUGUUGGUUGAACACCUACGUGUAUAUUAUGUUGGGUAAUCUCCCUGAUUCCUUGAAAUGUAUACUGAGGACCCAUUACAUAGACAGGAAGGGUGGCAUUUCUCCAACAGUUCAUGUAAAUUUCCCUCAAGUAGGGUUCCAGACUCCGGUAAAAGUUGAGACAACGUUGUAUUUGUCGAUCAUGUGAGUGUCUAUGAACCUUUUUGUUUCGACAUUGAGUUGAUAUGGGUCAUUGUACAUUGUGAUUCUUCAUAUCUGCAUAGAGCUGUGAUUAAAGGUUUUCAAAAU